AUGUGCUACGACCGCUACGUUGCCGUCUGCAAACCCCUGCACUACGGGACCCUCCUGGGCAGCAGAGCUUGUGCCCACAUGGCAGCAGCUGCCUGGGCCACUGGCUUUCUCACUGCUCUGCUGCACACAGCCAAUACAUUUUCCCUGCCCCUCUGCCAGGGCAAUGCCCUGGGCCAGUUCUUCUGUGAAAUCCCACACAUCCUCAAGCUCUCCUGCUCACACUCAGGCUACCUCAGGGAACUUGGGCUCAUUGGGGUUGGUGUCUGUUUACUGUUUGGUUGUUUUGUUUUCAUAGUUUUCUCCUAUGUGCAGAUCUUCAGGGCUGUGCUGAGGAUCCCCUCUGAGCAGGGACAGCACAAAGCCUUUUCCACCUGCCUCCCUCACCUGGCUGUGGUCUCUCUAUUUCUCAGUACUGCCAUAUUUACCUACCUGAAGCCUCCCUCCAUCUCCUACCCAUCCCUGGACUUGGUGGUGUCAGUUCUGUACUCGGUGGUGCCUCCAGCGCUGAACCCCCUCAUCUACAGCCUCAGGAAUCAGGAGAUCAAGGAUGCCCUGAGGAAAAUG
Messenger RNA from Neopelma chrysocephalum (saffron-crested tyrant-manakin), 564 nucleotides. Its product is annotated as olfactory receptor 14J1-like. The annotation marks the transcript as partial. The record is from RefSeq and is a predicted model, not a curated record. NCBI's taxonomy places the organism in Eukaryota, Metazoa, Chordata, Aves, Passeriformes, Pipridae. Gene Ontology annotation, cellular component: membrane. Gene Ontology annotation, molecular function: olfactory receptor activity. Gene Ontology annotation, biological process: G protein-coupled receptor signaling pathway. The transcript has a single exon.